AUAAACUCGAAAUAUCGAUGUGUAACGAUAUGUAUAUACAUACUUUCAUGUACAAUGUAUAUGUAUGCGACAUCACGUCUGUAACUUUUCGAAAGUUUUCAUAAUUCUCAAAAAAAUUGUUAAUGAAUAUGAAUUAUUAUAUUGAUAUUUUUUUUAUAAAAAUAAAGAAUAUUACAUAAUAAAUCAUUAUAAUUUUUAGAGAUGAUAAAUAUGUGUUUCAAAAUUCUAAUACGGUUAAAUGUCGACGUGUCAAUGGAAUAAUGAUUUUAAUACAUUUUUCCAUGACGUUGUAAAAUCAAUUAUCACUAUUAUUAUUAAAAAUUAUAAAAUUACAAAUUUAUAUUAAGUUAUAUACAUCAUUUAAAAUUAUAUGAUAUGGUAGCUGAUAAUAUAUAAAAAAUUUAGAAGAAAAUGGUUAAAUAUAUUAGAUUAAUUUAAAUUAUAUGUAAAUAUUAAGAUUAUAUAACACAAUUUCGGUGUUUUAAAGAUUGUACUUAAAAUUCUGGAACAAUGUCAUGGAUAAGAGAUAAUACUUUAAAUUGGUUUCAACAUUUGGCUAUAAAAAUUUUAAGAACUGGGCAUAUUCCUAAACAUGUAGCAUUUAUAAUGGAUGGUAAUAGACGUUAUGCAAGUAAAACUGGAAUAGAAAAGAUAGAAGGACAUACUAAAGGAUUUGAUAAGUUUGCUGAAACUUUACAAUGGUGCACAGAUCUUGGCAUACAAGAAGUAACAUUUUAUGCAUUUAGUAUUGAAAAUUUUAAAAGAAAACAAGAAGAAGUAAAUGGACUUUUAAAUCUUGCAGAACAAAAGUUUCAAAGAUUAUUAGAUGAAAAGGAUAAAAUACGUAAACAUGGAUUGUGUGUCCGUAUAAUAGGUAAUUUAUCGUUACUACCUCAAAAUAUACAAGAACUAAUUGCAGAGACUAUGAUUCUUACUAAGGAACAUAAUAAAGGAUUUCUUAAUAUUGCAUUUGCAUACACAUGUGUUCAAAAUGGAGAUAUUCUUUCUGAAGAUAUUGAUGAAAACUUGAUUUUUAACUGUUUAUAUACUAAUUAUUCACCAAAUCCAGAUUUAUUAAUUCGUACUUCUGGAGAAGUCAGAUUUAGUGAUUUUCUCAUGUGGCAAAUAUCAAAUACAUGUAUUUAUUUUACUAAUGUCUUAUGGCCAGAAUUCAAUUUGUGGGAACUUCUUAAUGCAAUAUUUUAUUACCAAAGAUGUUACUCUGACAUACAAAAAGUCAUGAAAUUACAAAAUGUGAAGCAAAUAAUGCAGAAUAGCAGACAAUCAACAUAUAUAGAUAAAUUACUUCAUAAAAGACAAAUAACACUUGAAAGAAUAUAUUUGUCAAAUAUUUAAAUAAUAUAUGUGUCAAAACAAGUUUUCUUAAGAUUAAUUAUAAGUGUUAAACCAAAUUGAAUUAUCCAACAUUGUAUGUAAACAUAAUUCUUUCUAAUUUACAUUUAUGUAUAUAUUUUAAAAAUAUUUUUGUACAUUUCUUUUUAAAUGUUACUAUAUAAUACUAUUUAAAUAUGUAUAAGUAUUGAAAAUCUAUAGACCCUAUUCUAUUCUUAUAUAAAAAAAAGUCUUAUAUAUAUUUUUUCAUAUUGAGUAAUUUCUUUUAAAAAAUGAAUAUGAUGUACAUUGUACAUAAUGAUAAAAACAUGAAACAAUAGAAUGUUAUGCAUAUACAUAAAUUUAUUCUUCUAUAUAUUAUUCUUUUAUAUUUUAUUAUUUUACAAAUUUGUAUAUAUUUAUAUUGUAUCUAUAUGUACAGACAUAUAUAUAUUUAUAAAAUUUGUAAUUAAGAUAUUUUCCUGAAAUACCUUGUAUAUCAAAUCUGCUGUAGUAUAUUAAAUAUUUGGCUUAAUUUUGACUUUCUUCACUCUUUUUAAAUAUAUUUAUCUUUAUAAAUUAAUAAAAUUUUUUUAUAUUUUAAAAUAUUCAAAGAAUUGCUGAAAACAUU
This is a messenger RNA of Heterotrigona itama, 1963 nucleotides long. Lineage: Eukaryota; Metazoa; Arthropoda; Insecta; Hymenoptera; Apidae. The record is from the annotation of a GenBank genome assembly.